Molecule: messenger RNA, 3320 nt
Organism: Temnothorax curvispinosus
Lineage: Eukaryota; Metazoa; Arthropoda; Insecta; Hymenoptera; Formicidae
Gene: eIF2A
Product: eukaryotic translation initiation factor 2A
Exons: 12
Coding region: 100-1821 (573 amino acids)
Biological process (GO): translational initiation
Cellular component (GO): cytosolic small ribosomal subunit
Molecular function (GO): protein binding; ribosome binding; translation initiation factor activity
Source: RefSeq, a predicted model, not a curated record
GGCGUGGCGGCUGGCGGCGGCGCUCCGGAAACGCCUGACUUCAGACAGUACAGCGUAGAUCGUGUCCGUCGCGCGGUACCACAUGGUGACGGUGGUAAAAUGGCUUCACCCGUGCCCUGCGUCGCUGUGAGAGGGUCCAAUGGUAUAAAUCUAGCAUACGGUCCACCAUCUUACGAAUCAGUCAAAACAUUUCCCAAAGAUGACAACAAAAACUGCAAGACCAUGCUCUUUAGUCCAGACGGCCAAUACUUUGCGUGGUCCAACUCAUCUAAGGUUAAAAUCGUGCUGUGCAAGACGUGGCAGACUGUCGCGGAAAUCCAACGACCUAGAAUCUGUGCUCUUAAAUUCUCCAGUUACAGCACUUAUCUUGCGACUUGGGAACCAUCCUUUGUAUCAAAAGAGGAGCCUCACGGAUCAGAAAAUUUUAACAUAUGGAAGGCUGAAACUGGUGAACUAGUUCAGCAUCUUAUCCAGAAGAGAAUGGUGGAUUGGGAGCCACAGUGGUCAAGUGACGAAACAUUCUAUGGAUUAUUGAAAGGAGGAAAUGUUCUUUUAUAUGAAAGUAACAACUUUGAUAGAUAUGUACACAAAAUAGGUAAAGGCAACAUUGCGAAAUUUAGUAUAGCACCUGGUAACGCUCCCCAUCAUAUCCUCUGCCAUAUGCCAGGAAGCUCUGGUCAACCUUCUUUUGGAAGAUUAUUUAAAUAUCCAAAGUUUGAAAUUGGAGAGGCAAUUGCAAGCAAAAGUUUUUUCCAAGCAGAUAAAGUUGAUAUGUAUUGGAACCAAUGCGGCACGAACGUUUUAUUAAUGACAAAUACGGAAGUAGAUAAGACUGGUGCGUCGUAUUAUGGAAAACAAACAUUGCAUCACCUCAAUACCAAAGGAGAAACUGCUAUGGUUAUGCUCAGUAAAGAAGGUCCUAUACAUGCAGUAGAAUGGUCUCCCAAGAGCACAGAAUUCUGUGUAACAUAUGGCUUUAUGCCUUCUAAAACAACUUUGUUCAAUUGUAAAUGCGAAGUUGUCUUCGAGUUCGGCAUGUUGUAUAGAAACAGUAUAUAUUAUAAUCCGCAUGGCAACAUAUUGCUUUUGGCUGGAUUUGGCAAUCUUAGGAGCGGCAUUGAAUUAUGGGAUAUCAAUAAUAGAAAACUUAUUGCUAAAACUGAUGCACCAGAUACUACACUCCUACGGUGGUCACCAGAUGGUGAACAUUUCAUGACUGCAACUACAGCACCUAGAUUACGAAUUACUAAUGGGUUUAAAAUUUGGCAUUAUACUGGCUCACUAAUAUAUCAACGACCAUGGAAUAAUCAAGAAGAACUUUGGGAGGUAGCGUGGCAAAGUUUUCCUUCGAACGCUUUCCCACAGAAACCUAUUAACUAUAAAGCAGUUGAGGGUAUUGUCACUAAUUCUAACCAGUCACAAGCACCAAAAGAAGCGUAUAGACCACCAUGUGCCCGAGGACAAAAUAUUACAUUUAAAUUGCAUGAUGAUCUUGAGGCGCCUUCUAAAUCAACUGAAGCAAAUCCAUCAAAAGCUGCAUUAAAAAUGAAGAAAAAUCGGGAAGCGAAAAAAGCUAAAAAAGAAUUAGAAUCUAACAAUUUUACUGUCAAUGAACAUGUCACAAGUACAACAAGCACAAAAAUAGAAUUAACUGACGAUCCUGAAAAGAAUAAAAAAAUAAAGAAAAUAACGAGCAAAUUAGAUCAAAUUUCUAAAUUGAAAGAGCAAUUGAAAGCAGGGAAACAGUUAGAAAUCAAUCAAUUAGACAAGAUUAAAAAGGAAGAUGAAUUGUUAAAAGAACUUGAAGAGCUUACUUUAUGAUAAAUCAUCCAAAUGUGUGUCAAACAAUUAACUCGAUAAACAGAAGAAGCUUUGACAGAAUGUUUUCCUGAAGUAAGUUUUUCUAACUUUCUUGAAGUGAAAUGAUUGCAAGAGAUAUUUACAGGUGAAAAAUCAAAUUGUUCAUCUCUGCAACUUGAAAAAAACAGCGAGAUUAUAUUGUGAGAAAUUUUGGAUAAAAUCAAGCCCGAAUCUCUCUUGCCAGAUAUCAGAUACAGAUAGAUACUGAAUCCAAGAAUUGUGUUCGUACAGAUAAAUAAGAAUAGAUUAUUACAUUAAUUUUAAUCAACAGGAGACUCUGCUAAUAGUACUGUAUUCAGUAUUAUUAGAGAUCUACUUAUACGUACUUCCCGAUUUUGUUACUAAUAUAAAUUGAGAGGUGAUAAUAGAGAUAGUUGCAGUGUCUAUUAUCAAAAUCUUAACAAAAAAAUCUUAAGGUUCUUGGGCUCUUUCCCGACAUCUCAUGAGAUGUGACUUCACGAGAAAUGUUGAGAAUUGACACGUUGAGAAUUCUUUUGUAGUAUUUCCAAAUAAAAAGAUAUUUGCUUAAAAUAACACUACAGAUCAUUUCAGCACACUUUGAAAAUACUCCGAGUUGAAGUUAACUUGAUCUGUAGUGUUAUUUUAAGUAAAUAUCUUUUUAUUUGGAAAUACUACGCAAGAAUUUUCAACGUGUCAUUUCUCGCUUUUGACGUCACAUUCCAACAUGGCCGCGACGAGUACCCAGGAGCCUUAAACCAUUGUGCAUUCAAACAAUUAUCAAACAAAUUAACGAAAGCUACUUGCUGAUUAGCUGAAAGUUUAUCGUACUACGGUUGAAAAUUUAUCAUAUCUUUUCUGACAAAAAUACGUUCCCGAAUGAGUCAACAUGAGAAUUUAAUACUGUUAUUACAAUUUGUUCUCUAUUUUAUCUUUUUGUACGAGAAAUUUAAGGAUUUGUCUUAUUUAACAAAUAUCUAUAGUGCAGUAGUAGAGUUUGCAUUUAAAUAUCUUAUCAUUCUGUGCAUCCAUAAGACCAUUAUCUAAUGUAAUCUUUUGUAAUCGAUAAUUGUAAUGUUCAGGUAAAGAUGUCGGUUACUAGAAUUUUUUUUGAGAAGGAAACUUCUGUAUGCUUAAAAUUUAUUUCAACAUGUAUUAUCAUUUUUAUUAUACUCUAAAACCAUUGGUUCUUUUCUAUGUACAAUAUUUGUACAUAAUUCAAAUUGAAAUUUUUUUUGUAUUGUGUCAAUACAAAAAAAUGUGUAGUUUUCAACAUCUAUGGACAAGUAUAUAAUUAGUGUAUUAUAUUAUUAAGUAUAAAUAAAGCAUUGGAACAUUUUUUCAAAAUGACGAAUUCUGUUCAGCCGAAUGAACUGCACUUAAAGAAUACAUAAGGGCGACGUAUCUAUAAGAAUCCAUUACAAUAGAGGUGGGAAUAGUAAUUACGAAUGUUAUGUACAGUGAAAUGAGAUUUAUGGAAAUAAAUUCUUAAAGAAAUUGUU